This is a messenger RNA of Sorghum bicolor (sorghum), 2140 nucleotides long. RefSeq names its product GDSL esterase/lipase At1g28600. The coding region runs from base 140 to 1918 and encodes 592 amino acids. The transcript is spliced from 9 exons. The record is from RefSeq and is a predicted model, not a curated record. NCBI's taxonomy places the organism in Eukaryota, Viridiplantae, Streptophyta, Magnoliopsida, Poales, Poaceae. Gene Ontology annotation, molecular function: hydrolase activity, acting on ester bonds.
AUCAAUCGCCAAGUCCAACGCUGAUGCUGCCUCUCGCAUGCCUAUAUUGGUCUGGUGACGCUGAGGCCUCGUUCCCCAAUAAGACUUGCUCGGCCUCUUCGACGUCGACGGCGUGUCCGUCUCCCCGAGCUCAUUCGUCAUGCCUUCCUCAUUCCCCGCGAGAGGAGGACGAGGGCUCCUCCUGCCGGCGGCGGUUGUGGUGCUAGUACUAUUGGAUGCAGUGGCGCCAGCGGCGGGUUGCUAUCCGCGCGUGUUCAGCUUCGGGGACUCGCUGGCGGACACCGGCAACUGCCUCUUCGUCUACGGCAACAACUCUGGCCAGGCCGGGCUCCGGCCACCCUACGGCGAGACCUUCUUCCACCGCGCCACCGGGCGCGCCUCCAAUGGACGCCUCGUCGUCGACUUCAUCGCGGACGCGCUGGGCCUCCCGUUCGUGCGGCCGUAUCUGAGCGGAGGGAGCGCGGAGGACUUCGCGUGCGGGGCCAACUUCGCCGUGGGCGGCGCCACGGCGCUCAGCCCGGAAGAAAUCCGCGCAAGGGGUUUCGACAACAUGGGCAAUCAAGUGGGGCUCGACAUGGAGAUGGAGUGGUUUCGCGACCUGCUCCACCUUCUCUGCCCCGGCAACCUCGCUGGUUGCUCAGAUAUGAUGAACCAAUCUCUCUUCUUGGUUGGAGAAAUCGGGGGUAAUGACUACAACUUUCCUCUUCUUUCUGGAGUUCCCUUGGAGAAAAUUCGCACCAUGACUCCGAGUGUUGUUGCGAAAAUUUCUUCUACGAUCAGCGAAUUGAUUCAGCUAGGAGCCAAGACUCUUAUGGUUCCAGGAAACCUCCCUAUUGGAUGUGUCCCAGACUAUCUGAUGAUAUUCAAGAGUGAUAAGGAAGAGGAUUAUGAACCACAGACAGGUUGUCUUAGGUGGAUGAACGAGUUCUCACAGUACCACAACAAGCUUCUCGUGGAGGAGCUUAAGAAGCUUCGCAAGCUCCAUCCUGGAGUAACCAUCAUCUAUGCGGAUUACUAUGGAGCUGCUAUGGAGAUUUUCCUUUCCCCUGAACAAUAUGGUUGCUCAGACAUGAUAAGUCAAUCCCUCUUCAUCGUUGGAGAAAUUGGGGGCAAUGACUACAACCUACCUCUUCUCUCCAGAGUGCCGAUUGAAAAGAUUCGCUCAUUCACACCAAGUGUCGUUGCCAAAAUUUCUUCAACAAUCACCGAAUUGAUUGGGCUAGGAGCCAAGAAUCUGGUAGUUCCUGGGAACCUCCCAAUUGGGUGUGUCCCAAAAUAUCUGUUGAUAUUCAAGAGUGACGACAAAGAAGAUUAUGAGCCAGAGACAGGUUGCCUCAGGUGGAUGAACGAAUUUUCAGAGUACCACAACAAGCUUCUCUUGGAGGAGCUGGAGAAGCUGCGCAAGCUUAAUCCUGGUGUGACUAUUAUCUAUGCUGACUAUUAUGGAGCUGCAAUGGAAAUUUUCCAUUCCCCUGAACGAUUUGGUAUCGAGGAACCUUUGGUGGCUUGCUGCGGUGGAGAAGGACCCUAUGGUGUGUCCCUUUCUACAGCCUGUGGAUAUGGAGACUACAAGGUGUGUGAUAAUCCAGACAAGUAUGGCUCGUGGGAUGGUUUCCAUCCAUCGGAAGCUGCAUACAAAGGCAUUGCAAUGGGCCUUUUGCGAGGGACAUACACACAACCAUCUAUUGCUUCCACCACCAGUUCCUGUCCACAGCUCACUGAGCUCGGCUCUUCUGUUGAAUACAAGAGCCGCGGUACUGUACUGCACUUCUCGGCAGUGGCCCACGUGAUUGGUUGGGUUUUGUUUUACCUUCUCUUUUUCAGUUACAGGGGUGCUUUUACCAUCCAUAGAAGGUAUACCAAGAGGAACUACAGAAUUAUACUUGGGGGUCCCCAAACUCUUCGUACCUCCCAAUGACUUCAAAAUGGCCGAUUAAAAGGAGAGGAUACCAAAUCUUUGAUCAUCUUGGCUGGUACAGCGGAGAUGCUAUCUACUCCAUUUCCAUUUCUUGUAAAUGCAACCAUCAGUUCUUCCGAUUAACGUGAUGCCGAGCUGAACUUCUGCAUUAUUAGGAAGUAAACAGCUUUGUCAGUGACGGAGCCAGAAAGUUUUAGAAGCCCGGGCGAUUUUUAUUGUGCA